AUGCUUAUUUGCUUGAUAUUUAUUCUGGUAUUAAAAUUACAGGUGCAACUUGCAGCUGCUUCAUGUAAAAAAAUAUUACAAUUAGCAAUAAAAAACCGAGAAAAUGAAAAAGUUUCUAUUGAGUUUGAAUUGUUGAAACUUGUUCGAUUUCAGGAAUCUCGUAUUUCUGAUAUGUGCAAGCAGUUUCUCUUAACAUGUGCUGAAAAAGCUAAUCAAGAAAUUAAUUUAAUAAAAACAAAAAUUGAGAGUUUUGAAAAUGCAGAUCAUAAAGCAGAAUCUGAGCUUCUUGAAAUAAUCAAGUCUGUUGUAAAAGCUUUCAUGGAAGAUACAAAAAAACAAACUGAUGCUUUGAAAUCUGGUUUGGAAGCUUUAACAAAAAAGAAAAUGAGAACAGAAAUUGAGGAGUCACAGUUUGUAGCAGCUUGCAGCAGACAAUUUCGUUCUCAAGCUGAUUUGAGAGAAAAAGAGAUUACUCUUAUAAAUCAAGAAUUGGAGUCCUUUUCAAGCAUUAAAAUUGAUUAUGAAGAUGUAAAAAAUGAAAUCAAGGUUAUGGUACUGAUUGCUGAAAAACUUGCUGCAGAAGCAAUUCAGACACGGAAGAAAGAAAUAUUUAACACUCAAUGUGAACUUAUUGGAAGGUUAAAGAUUAAGGUUUCAGAUGCUAUUGCUAACUGUAAGGAUCAUUUUAUUCAAGCAUCGAAAAACAGGAAAAAUGUGUUAAAUGAAUUUGAAUGUGAACUUGAAAAGCUUAAAGAAAUUAGGAAAAAAAUAAGAAAAUAUGAAAAAGACGUCGUAUGUUGUUUCUAAUUAUCACUGCUGUGCAAAAAUCAAUUUAUUAGACACAAAUCU
This is a messenger RNA of Stegodyphus dumicola, 849 nucleotides long. RefSeq lists its product as uncharacterized. Gene Ontology annotation, cellular component: mitochondrion; cytosol. Gene Ontology annotation, molecular function: glucokinase activity; D-glucose binding; ATP binding. Gene Ontology annotation, biological process: carbohydrate phosphorylation; intracellular glucose homeostasis; glucose metabolic process. The record is from RefSeq and is a predicted model, not a curated record. NCBI's taxonomy places the organism in Eukaryota, Metazoa, Arthropoda, Arachnida, Araneae, Eresidae.